UCAGGGUGAGCUCAGGGCUGGCAGAUACCUAGGGGAUGCCAUCAGCAGGGCCCCCUUCAUUAAUCAAGCCCCGCCCUUUGUGGGGCCCAUAUAAGCCCACGGGCCUGCUCCUCCCUAGCUGCCUGGCUUCUCCAUCCUCUUUGCGCAUCUACCUCUACCUCAGGAGCUCCUGUGCCUGCCUUCUUCACCCGUCAUGUCUCGGCAAUCCACCUUCACCUUCCACUCUGGCAGCCGCAGGGGCUUCAGCGCGGCCUCGGCCACCACCCCAGCCGCUGGCCGCCCCCGCUUUAGCUCUGUCUCUGUGGCCCGCUCCUCAGGAAACAGUGGGGGACUGAGCAGGAUCAGCGGUGCUGGUGCGGGCUUCGGGAGCCGCAGCCUCUACAACCUGGGGGGCACCAGGCGGCUCUCUGCCGGUGGAUGCGCUGGCAGUGCCUUCCGGGGUGGCUUUGGUGCCAGGGCUAGUGGCUUUGGGGGCAGCAGUGGCUUUGGUUAUGGGGGAGGCAUUGGAGGGAGCUUCAGUGGCCCUGGCUUCUCCGUCUACCCCCCUGGAGGCAUUCAAGAGGUCACCGUCAACCAGAGCCUCCUGGCUCCCCUCAACCUACAAAUCGACCCCAGCAUCCAGCGGGUACGGAAAGAGGAGCGGGAGCAGAUCAAGACCCUCAACAACAAGUUCGCCUCCUUCAUCGACAAGGUGCGCUUCCUGGAGCAGCAGAACAAGGUCCUGGAGACCAAGUGGGAGCUGCUGCAGGAACAGGGCUCUAGGACCGUCAGACAGAACCUGGAGCCUUUUUUCGACGCGUACGUCAGUGACCUCCGCCGGCAGCUGGACGGCGUCACUGCUGAGCGAGGCAGGCUGGACGCUGAACUGAGGAACAUGCAGGAGGUUGUAGAAGACUUCAAAGUCAGGUAUGAAGAUGAAAUUAACAGGCGCGCGGCUGCGGAGAAUGAGUUUGUGGGCCUGAAGAAGGAUGUGGAUGGCGCCUACAUGAACAAGGUGGAGCUGGAGGCCAAGGUGGACUCUCUGACCGACCAGAUCAACUUCUGCCGGAUGAUCUAUGAGGCAGAGCUGUCUCAGCUGCAGACCCAGGUGAGCGACACCUCUGUGGUCCUGUCCAUGGACAACAACCGCAGCCUGGACCUGGACAGCAUCAUCGCCGAGGUCAAGGCCCAGUACGAGGACAUCGCCAACCGCAGCCGGGCAGAGGCUGAAUCCUGGUACCAGACCAAGUAUGAGGAGCUGCAGGUGACGGCAGGCCGGCACGGGGACGACCUCCGCAACACCAAGCAGGAGAUCUCCGAGAUGAACCGGAUGAUCCAGCGGCUGAGGUCUGAGAUCGAUGCCGUCAAAAAGCAGUGCUCCAGCCUGCAAACUGCUAUCUCUGACGCUGAGCAGCGUGGGGAGCUGGCCCUCAAGGAUGCUCGGGCCAAGCUGGUGGACCUUGAAGACGCCCUGCAGAAAGCCAAGCAGGACAUGGCCCGGCUGCUGCGCGAGUACCAGGAGCUCAUGAACGUCAAGCUGGCUCUGGACGUGGAGAUCGCCACCUACAGGAAGUUGCUGGAGGGCGAGGAGUGCAGGCUGAGUGGAGAGGGAGUUUCCCCAGUGAACAUCUCUGUGGUCACUUCUACCAUUUCCGGUGGCUAUGGCGGGGGCAGCAGCACUGGAGGUGGAAGCCUGGGUCUUGGUGGGAACACUGGCUACUCCUUCACCGCCGGUGGUGGGCACAGCCUGGGCACCGGCCUGGGAGGCUCCGGCUUCACCACCACUAGCAGCCGGGGCCCAGCGGGCAGUGGCUCCAGCAUCAAGUUUGUUUCCACCACGUCAUCCAGCAGGAGGAACUACAGGCACUGAGCGGGCCAGCCGGCAGGCUCCCUGGCCGCUGCCUGAAGCCUCCUUGCACUUGUAACUGGUGCCUGGGCCUCUGUGUAGGAGGCUCCUCUGCUGCCAGGGAUCCUGGCGUCCUGGCUAUACCCAUCCCCCGGCCUAUGGCAGCCUCCCGACAGCCCCCAGGUUGCUCCUAGACACACAGACCCAGAGCCCAUGCCCCUCCAAAGAUCACAGAAGAUGGCUCGCCAGGCCCCUUCAAUGCUGCCUGCCCUUUCCUCCAGAUGCAGAGGUGGAGGAGGCAUUGUUUCCCAGGCCACCUCAACAUCACUCUGCCUUGUCCUUCUCUGGCCGCUUAUAAACUGCCGCUGGAGUCAGUGCCCCUUCGUGUCCUCCUGGAAUGUGCCUAUUAAAUGCAUGUGU
Molecule: messenger RNA, 2245 nt
Organism: Meriones unguiculatus (Mongolian gerbil)
Lineage: Eukaryota; Metazoa; Chordata; Mammalia; Rodentia; Muridae
Product: keratin, type II cytoskeletal 75
Exons: 9
Coding region: 194-1849 (551 amino acids)
Biological process (GO): keratinization; intermediate filament organization
Cellular component (GO): keratin filament
Molecular function (GO): structural constituent of skin epidermis
Source: RefSeq, a predicted model, not a curated record